Iphiclides podalirius (scarce swallowtail) is the source of this 525-nucleotide messenger RNA. Lineage: Eukaryota; Metazoa; Arthropoda; Insecta; Lepidoptera; Papilionidae. The record is from the annotation of a GenBank genome assembly.
AUGAGAGCGUCCAUAGAUAACGGGUGCCCUCGCGGGGCUAUCACUGUGCAGCGCGGCCUGCGCCAGCCGUUUGGGCCUUCCGAGGGGGUGAGGGCGCUAUCAGAUGAGGCGCGACGCGGGUCCGCCGUGCUCUACCGUCGUCAGGCGGCGCAAUCGUCACGAGCAUCGGCGGCGGAGGUGAGGCUGCCGCAACCUCGGCCGGAUGGAGGCGCGCGCAUCUCUCAUCUCCGGCGCGUUGCAGCUUCCCACGCGAUAUGGCGCGAUCGUUGCCAUCGACUCUCGUUCCCCCAUGAAUAUGCAUGCGCGCUACGAACGUCGGGACGUGACCGCGAAAGCGCACCGAACUACCUACUCCACUUCAGAAUUCCCCAAAACGAAGGGCUGGUCGCCGACAUGCACCCCCAGAGGCCCCGCCGGCGACCCAGCACCGUGGACCGGCUCGUCCAUCCGCUGGCCGAGGCCUUGCUGCGGCGCGCCGCUCCGCGCUUGAGAUGCGGCGCGCGCAACGCACACCUGCGCCGCGCC